This is a messenger RNA of Erigeron canadensis, 1209 nucleotides long. RefSeq lists its product as uncharacterized. Lineage: Eukaryota; Viridiplantae; Streptophyta; Magnoliopsida; Asterales; Asteraceae. The annotation marks the transcript as partial. The transcript is spliced from 5 exons. The record is from RefSeq and is a predicted model, not a curated record.
AUGGGAUCAAAAGCAUCCAGGGACUAUGUACCUAAAGAAGAGGUUGAAAAAUAUAGUAAGUAUGUUCUGCUAGCUGAAGAAGCGGCGGAGCUUUCAGAGAGAAUAUUGACAAAUAUACUUGAAUCUAUAAGUAAACUUAUUAAAGUAUCUACAGAGACAGAGCCAAGAAAUCUUAUGAAGCUUCUGGAUUAUUCCAUAGGAUUUAAUGGAAUAGUAGAGUUCGAUGAUGAUGAAGUCCCACCUCUAUAUCCUGAUGAAACCCAGAAUUGUUGGAGCCUAGUAGCGGUAACGUUAACGACUAUCGCAAUUGCACUUCCUGGCAUUUCAAAUAGCCAUGUCAAAGAAUUACUUGCUAGUUUUUCAGUCAAUGCAGUUUCCGUCACAUUGAUUGCCAUAUCAAUGAAGCUGCCAGUUGAUCUAAGUGCAAACACGGAGGAUGACAUCUUUGCAAGGGAUGUCAGCAUUUUUUCUUGGUCACCAUGUUAUGUCAAGCCUUCUAAGAAAUGGAGCAAGAACCAUCUAAAUGUGUUCAAAGUUGAAAAGCAAUGGAUAGAAAGACUUCAGCAAUGGAACGCAUCCACGUCCGUUCUCAUAUUCCAGGGCGCCAUUGCAAAAAGGUUUUCAUCUGGUUUAAAGGGGGUCAAAAAUGACUACGUAAGUAAAGAAGAGGUGGAAAAAUAUGCCAAGUAUGUUAUGCUAGCUGAAGAAGAGGCGAACCUUUCAGAGAGAAUAUUGACAAAUAUGCUUCAAUCUAUAACUAAAGUUGUUAAAGUAGCUGCAGAGAAGGAGCCGAGAAAUCUUAUGAAGCUACUUCUAGAUAAAUCUACAGGAUUCAAUGGAGUAAUAAAGUUCGACAAUGAUGAAGUCCCUCCUCUAUAUCCUGAAGAAGUCCAGAAUUGUUGGAGCCUAGUAGCGAUAUAUUCUGUGCUUGCUUUACCACUUACCACGUGUCAUAAAAUGAAGUGUCAUCACGAUGCAAUAGAGAAAAGGAGGGACAGUAUCCAGAUUGCUGCUCAGCUUCUUGGUAAAUCCAAAAAGAUUCUUGAGAUCCUCGAAGAUCGCCAACUUCCACAUUUAGAUUUAGACUCGAUGGCCUAUAUCAAUAAGUGGCGAGCUUUGCCAAAUAGUCAACACCUAACCGUUGUACUUCUUCAACCAGAGUUCAGCUUAUUUCUUCGAGUUCUAGUGAUUGCUCAUUGUAACUGUCGU